ACCUCACCACUACGAUUGUUUGCAAAAACACUUGAUUGUGUCGUGAACGGUGGUCAUGAAGAUAAUUCGUUGGAAACAACGAGAUUGAUGUUUAAUGAUGCAAUGAAAUCUCUUUGGGAUGAUGCAGAGGAUAGCUUUAAUUGGGGGAAACCAGAAUUGUUCUUUUUCCCCAUAAUGCAAACAAACUGGUGUUAUGUGUUGUGUGUGGAUCUGAAAGGCAGAAGGUGUGACAUUCUGGACAGUUCAUCUGCGAAAGCCAAGAAUGAAGAGCGAUAUGGAGAAAUGCCAUCACUAGUGCUGAAUAUGUUGGCCGAUUUCUUGGAGCACCAUGGAUUUAGAAGCAAGGCAGCCUGUAUACGUGAACUUCAACCUAAAAGAAUUGGGCUACCUUGGAGGGAUGCAAAGCAAGUGUAUGACUACGGGGUGGCAACAAUGCGUCACAUGGAGACAUACAUGGGAGAGGGAGCGAAGGGAUGGGAUUGUGGUCUGUCAAAGCUAAAUCACAAGCCACUUUUGGUCCUACGUAUGAAGUACUGUGCAGCAAUUUUACUCCACGAGGUGAACGAGUUGAUGGAGAUGGUAGAAAACGAGUCUUUGAAAAACGAUAAGAUGCUUAAGGGGAAGAAUGUUGAGUGAAAAGCAAUUUUGAUCCUCUGACUUCGUGUUGUUGACGGGGUGUUUUUUUUGUUGUUUUGAGAACUAAGGGUUUUUGUGUUUUUUGGUUGAUUUGUUUUUUGGGGGAGGAGCCAUUCCUUCACAUGACAUGGGUAUGAUGUUUUUGGACGUAUGCAUGCGUUAGUAGUGGUAGGAUGAUCUUGUUUACGUGACAGAUGUGUUUAA
Messenger RNA from Cuscuta campestris, 840 nucleotides. The record is from the annotation of a GenBank genome assembly. Lineage: Eukaryota; Viridiplantae; Streptophyta; Magnoliopsida; Solanales; Convolvulaceae.